Molecule: messenger RNA, 831 nt
Organism: Strongylocentrotus purpuratus (purple sea urchin)
Lineage: Eukaryota; Metazoa; Echinodermata; Echinoidea; Camarodonta; Strongylocentrotidae
Product: gamma-aminobutyric acid type B receptor subunit 2-like
Exons: 7
Coding region: 1-831 (276 amino acids)
Biological process (GO): G protein-coupled receptor signaling pathway; gamma-aminobutyric acid signaling pathway
Cellular component (GO): membrane; G protein-coupled receptor heterodimeric complex
Molecular function (GO): G protein-coupled GABA receptor activity
Source: RefSeq, a predicted model, not a curated record
AUGCGAAAGUCACGUCAUAACAGCGUAGAGCAAAUCCUUGUUUUUGAUCGCAUAGAAGACAGCAUUCGAUGGAAGAGAAGGUUCGAAUGGGGAGGUACUAUCAUCCCAGUCAGCGGCCCAACGUACAGACCAACGCCUGUCGCGAUCGGUAACGUGAAUCGGAGCGUCAUCUACGUAACCGGCUCUCUUGGUAUCGUCCUCGCACUGAGCUUUUUGGCGGCAAAUAUUCACUUCCGAAAUGAACGUGUGGUGAAAAUAUCGAGCCCGGUGUUGAACAACGUGAUAGCUAUAGGAUGCAUCCUGCUCUAUGGGUCAACGUUCCUCUUGAAUGAAACACUACAGAUACAUACGUCAUACAGUCACGUGAUGAUAAGCAUCCAAUGCCAGGGGACUUUGAUCGUCGGCUGCAUUGGACUUUCUCUAUCCUUUGGCGCCCUAUUCGUGAAGACCUAUCGCAUUCAUCAGAUUUAUACCAGCGCUAUGAAAGCACGGGCUGUAAGGGGUGGUCUCGGCGAUGGUCGACUUCUCUUCACGCUCUCCAUCUUCGUGAUCAUCGAUCUCGCUUUCUUCAUCUUCUGGAUGACCUUCGACCCCAUGGUUUUACGAUCAAGGACAUUCGCACCGACCUUGGAUCUUGAGGUGCCAGCGCUUGAGAUUUGGUUUGUUCCGACGCUGAGGGCGUGCUCGUCUAAACACGUUGUCCCGUUCUUGAUCACCCUGUUGGUGUAUAAAGGAGCCUUGCUUCUGUUUGGAGUCUUUCUGGCAUGGUCGACAAGAAACGUGCGCAUAUCACAGCUGAAUGACAGUAAGCCGAACUUUGAUUUGAUUUGA